Coregonus clupeaformis (lake whitefish) is the source of this 4108-nucleotide messenger RNA. Its product is annotated as nicotinate-nucleotide pyrophosphorylase [carboxylating]-like. The transcript is spliced from 9 exons. Bases 215 to 1600 code for a protein of 461 amino acids. The record is from RefSeq and is a predicted model, not a curated record. Gene Ontology annotation, molecular function: nicotinate-nucleotide diphosphorylase (carboxylating) activity. NCBI's taxonomy places the organism in Eukaryota, Metazoa, Chordata, Actinopteri, Salmoniformes, Salmonidae. Gene Ontology annotation, biological process: NAD+ biosynthetic process; quinolinate catabolic process. Gene Ontology annotation, cellular component: cytoplasm.
AUUGUUCUUUCUGCGAUAUAAGCUUGAAGUCCAUUAAACAGUACGGGGCUUGAACCCGGAAGUAGGCGGGACUUCGUAUUCAAGGCGCAGCUCAACGAGCCAAUCGUAGCCAGGUUCAAACUUGCGUAGCUGAACGCGCCAAUCAUAGCCUAGUCAGAGGCUGAAACCGCGAGCCUUUGAGUGCGCCCGUUUUGUCUCGCAACUGUAAAGGAGAAUGAAAAGCAUCCAAUUAAAUUUUAGGCGACAAGGUCAUCAGGAACCCGAGGAGGCCGGGUCCGAAUCUGCCAGUGAUCUUGUCGAUGUUGCCGAGCCACCAGCAACACAAGAUGAAGAUUCGGCUAGCAGUAGCGUUAGCACUGCCACCGGCGUUGCCCCCGCUUCGCCAACAACUGCCGGUGGGAAACAAUACAAAUAUAACGCACAGUGGGAGAAAGCUUUCCCGUGGUUGCAUUUUGAAGGAAAUGUUAUGUUUUGCAAGUAUUGUAAGGCCGAACCACAACUUGCAGGCAAGCUUUCUUCGUUUGUGGUGGGGAAUCCUCACCUGAAGAAGGACACUGUUAAAAAACACAACGCGUCGAAAAAGCACAUUGAGUGCAGAGAUAUCCACAUCAUCAAGAGCACCAACGUUCAGUCGGCUCUGAGGAAGCAGAACAACUUUCCGGCGUCACAUUUGACCUCACCUCUCAAGAUGACUCCUCCUCAGUAUGACCUGUCACACACCCUCCCUCCCCACACGCUGACCCGGCUGGCACGGGAGUGGCUGGCAGAGGACACACCGAACUUUGACCCUGCAGGGUUGUGUGUGGGGUCACAUGAGAUUGAGGCCAGGUUGUUGUGUAAAACGCCGUGCAGCGUGCUGGCAGGCAGCCCCUUCUUCACUGCUGUCUUCACUGAGCUCAACUGCACUGUGGAAUGGGCACACAGAGAGGGGGCACAGCUGGGUCCAGAUGCGGUGGCCCAGACUGCUGUGGUCAGAGGUCCAGCAAGGUGCGUCCUCCUCGGUGAGAGACCGGCCCUCAACUGCCUGGCCCGGGCCUCGGGGAUAGCCACCCGCUGCUCCCAGCUACAGAGCAUCGCCAGGGAGGCAGGCUGGCAUGGCCAUGUGGCUGGCACGCGUAAAACCACCCCUGGGUUCCGGCUGGUGGAGAAGUAUGCCAUGCUGGUGGGCGGCGUGUCCAUGCACAGACAGGACCUGAGUGGUAUGGUGAUGCUGAAAGACAAUCACAUAUGGGCAUCAGGGAGUGUCACACAGGCGGUGAGGGACGCCCGCUCUGUGUGUGGCUUCAGCAGUAAGAUCGAGGUGGAGUGCGGCAGCCGGGAGGAGGGCAGUGAGGCUGCCACGGCAGGAGCUGACAUCGUCAUGCUGGACAACUUUAAGCCACAGGAACUGCAUGCGGCAGCACAGCUUCUGAAGGAGGAGUUCCCGUCUGUGCUGAUCGAGGCCAGUGGAGGGGUGACCCCAGACUCCCUGCCACAGUAUCUCUCCCCCCAUGUGGACAUAAUCUCUCUGGGCUGUAUCACCCAGGGUUGCCCCGUGGUAGACUUCUCCCUCAAGGUUCAAAAGCCUGUUGCCUUUCCAAUCAUUUUCCAAUCACAGUAACUGUGGCAAUUCAGGAUUUUUGUUAAAAAUUUUAAAUAAAAAGCAACGGGCAAUUUUCCUCACUUUUCAUCUAGGAGAUUAAGAGAAAAAAUCCAGGAAUGUUACAUGAAAUGUAAAACUAUGACAUUCAGAGAUGAUGACUGUAUGAUUUCUUUGCUGGGUACAACUACAACUAAUGUAUAAAUCAUUAUUAAAACUGUGAAGUAAGACUGUUCCCUCAGUUUCUUUUGUCCCAAAGUGAUCAUUAUCUAUUAUAUAGGAUAUGCUUUAGAAUCCCACAUUUCUAUAAUCCACCAGGAGAAAAUAUGAUAAAUUAGUAACAAAGUUACUAUAUUGUAAAUUUUAAGCUUCAUGGAUUAAAACACCACACUUCCACCACUAAUAUUGCCAUCACCUGUUCAAUUAAUAUGAAUAAACCAGAUAUCAGUAUUCAAAACACUUAAGUUAAACAUGCAUAAAAUGGCCAUCUUUGAAUUUAUAUUAUAUAGGCCUGUGAAAGAAGUUUCAGUUUCGAUUAUGGUUGAGGGGUACCAUUUCCCCGAUAUGACCUGGAUGGCUAGGGCAUAAAUAACGCAAGAGGGUUUCAGGAAAUCAGUUCCAUUUAGGAAGAGAUUAUCUGGCAUUAUAACUUGAGUUCUUUCAAGACGUGUUGCUUGUUGUCAGCUCCAUUACAGAAACACCAAGAAGCUCCAAUUGACAAGACCUAGAGGAGACCGUCCUAUGGUAAUCUGAGGCAGCUAGUAGAUGUAAAAUGAACGGUUCAAAACUAAAGUACAGGAAGUAUUAUGUGAUUGAUAAUAAAGGCUCUAUUCAAUCUAUCGCUGGAGUGUUACAAAUAGCGUUCUAGAAAUGUGUAGGUAAUUUCCUAUUGUGACGACAUUUGCAGCGUUUACCGUGAAUGCAGUCUACUAGCGGGAACAUUGCCUUUAAAUUUGCUGUAACACUGAAUUUACGCGAUAGGGAUUGAAUAGAGCCCUAAGAGUAUUAUGUAAUGUAAUGUAAUGUGUGUGUGUGUGGUUGUAGAAAAACAAGACUCAGUAUUAUUAAUUAUUUGUGACUGUUGUUAUUUCUACUAUUUCUCUGUGAGCUUCUCUUUCUACACUCUACCUUUCUGAUGGCCGUAAGGGCGCGAACAAACUUUAGUGGCUGAAAUGCCACAAGCUAACGGCUGAAAAGCCACAAGCUAACGGCUGAAAAGCCACAAGCUAACCGCUGAAAAGCCACACGCACAAGCAAAUGGCUGAAAAGCCACAAGCACAAGCAAAUGGCUGAAAAGCCACAAGCAAAUGGCUGGAAUGCCACAUAUGACCGGCUGGAAUGCCACUGUCAGAUAAGUAAAUCUUCUGUCAAGUAUACCUUCAUUAAUUUUCACACAAAGAAGAUAGCAUAUUUUGUGCAGUUAUGUCAGACAUUGUCAUAAUCAGUCAUUUCAUGUUAAUGACAUGAUAUAUCUUCAUGCAUCAAAACAUUUGGGCCAAAAGUCUACAACACAUUAAUUUGAGAAACAAUGUCCCCAGGAUUAUGAAGAGAGAGACAACACUUGCCCAGGGGCAAUGGAGAAAAGGAACAGGGACCUUAUCGAUCUCAUCGCACCAUUCCAACAUCUACACUUGUGUGGUGGAGAAGAGGAGAUGGACUGGAUUGAUCAAGAAAUGGGAGUGACCUGCUGCCAGGAAGAGGAGCGCAAUGAGAAAAUGGACUGGAUCUCAUCAAGCAAUCCAAACUUCAGCGUCUGGAGAGAAAAUGAAGAUGACGAAGCCUAAAAGGUGUCAACUGGAUGGAUUGUCAUCAAAACAUCUUAGCAUUAAUGCCAGGACUUUGGUGCACAACGCAGCUGCAUUUUGAACCUCCACCCGGUACAGCCAGAAGAGGACUGGCCACCCCUCAGAGCCUGGUUCCCCUCUAGGUUUCUUCCUAGGUCCCUGCCUUCCAGGGAGUUUUUCCUAGCCACUGUAUGUGCUUCUGCAUCUGUAUUACUUGCUAUUUGGGGUUUUAGGCUGGGUAAAUGUAUCUGUAAAGCACUUUGUGACAACUCCUAAAGUAAAAAGGGCUUUAUAAAAUGAAAUUGAUUGAUGCACACCGACUUCAAGUCGGGUGUCAAUAUUGUACAAUAUGAUUCUUCCUUGUUUUUUGGCAGUCACAUUGAAAUGUAGAAAUAUGUUCUUUUUCCGCUCAUCUAUAUUUUAUUGGCAGAGAGGAGCUGGUGCUUUGUUGAAAAUGUUGGCUUGUUGCCCAAGUGAGCCACAUUUACUGCACUCAUUUCUAAUGGUGGGAGGGAUGUCGUUCGUGGCUGUUUAGGGCCGCCGGCGAUGAAGAUGGGUAGAGUGGGGGAGCAAGGGAAUGAGAUUAGAUAGGGACAUGGUGUUAGGAGUGCUAGCCCUCUCCCCUAAUUUAUGUUUGGAGCUCAUCUGGAAAAUAUGCCAAGUACUCUGUUGCUCUAUUUCUAACCAAAAAGUGAACUCUGCAUUAAUUUAAAAGAUUGUAUAAUAAAGUAUAUUUUUUUGUUCA